Messenger RNA from Oncorhynchus masou masou (cherry salmon), 4166 nucleotides. Its product is annotated as neurotrophin receptor-interacting factor homolog. Gene Ontology annotation, biological process: regulation of transcription by RNA polymerase II. Gene Ontology annotation, molecular function: DNA-binding transcription factor activity, RNA polymerase II-specific; RNA polymerase II cis-regulatory region sequence-specific DNA binding. The transcript is spliced from 6 exons. Bases 223 to 1308 code for a protein of 361 amino acids. Lineage: Eukaryota; Metazoa; Chordata; Actinopteri; Salmoniformes; Salmonidae. The record is from RefSeq and is a predicted model, not a curated record.
GAUAAGCGGAUGUGAACAGUGACCAAUAACAAUUUCCACUUUGGCGUAUUGUAAUUUGUAUUGUUGUUAUUUAGACGUUUAUGAACACACUGGAACUCGACAUAUCACUACUUUAACUGCACAUCAUCACUUAAUCUAGUUCCCAAAUUUGUGUUGGAGAAAGGACUUGGUGGAUAGAUUUGAUCUAGGUAAGGCUAGCCUAGAUGCUAACGUUAGCUAACAAUGGCAAACUGCAUGGUUUUUCACACUCAAAUAGCCUCCGUCAUGGAGGUGCUGGCGAAUGCAGCCGUGGCAGACAUAUGUAAACUCGUAGACGACGACUAUGCAGUGUUUCGUUUGGAAAUAACUCAAAGCCAGAAAGAAAACAGGGCAUUGCGGAGGAAAUUACAGCUACUUGAACUGAAGGUGUCACGGGAGCGCGCAGAGAGGACAAUACGAGAGCGCGUCUUCGCCAGUCGUCCCAGAAGUGUCAACAUUCUUGACCGAUACAGAGGAAUGGCAAGAGGUGAAGGACAUCUCACUGGAGGUUACAGGAGCUUUGUGAAGCCAGCAGGACACAAAACAUGGAGAGAUGACCAACCAAUCACUGUUGAUGAGGGGAGUGGAACCUCAACCCAGCACAUUAUCAUGAUAGAGUCUGAAGAUGCAGAGGCUGCAGGUCCUGGGGUCAAGCAGGAGAUGACCAAAGGAGAGCAUCCACCACACAGCAGAGACAACCAGACUGGAGCGCCCCCUGUAGCCACAGAGGAACUCAACACUGCCACCACUCCCCACGCCAGGACCCAACACAGCAUCACGGAGGAGGAGGAGGGUCCUGAGGUGCUGCUGGUGAAGGAGGAGGGGUGUGAGGAGGGUCUGGGGAACCCUGAGGGGACCAUGGUCAUGGAGGACAACCAGACUACACCUCCUCCUGAACCCACAGAGGAACCAGCUGUGCAGCACAGGACCACACACAGCCUCACUGAGUCAGUAGACAUGGAGGAUGGGAAGCCUGAUCUGCUGCUAGUCAAAGAGGAGACGAUAGAAGACGAACCAGAGAGCAUUGACCUGCUGAGUGGUCUAAAGAUGGGGGAGCAAGUCAAUGAGGACCUGCUGAUAUCCAGUGUUGCUGCUGGGAGAGACUGGACCUGUGAAGCGGCUGAUCACAAACCCUGGCAACGGAUCACGACCCUGGAUCAGGAGCCAUUGUUCUUCCUUCCCGAGUCAGAACCAGGACCCAACUGCAAGGGACAGCGACUCCACCACCACACAGAACACAACCAGUGGACAGAACAAUCUCAUUCCUGGUUGUCAUCCGAGAGAUGUUGACUCCAGUCAGGGAUCAACUCUGCAGCCUGAAAACAUUGUUUUUAUGGGCAGAGGCAACUCAUUCCAUUCUGAGGCUCAAGUAUACAAGAAAGUACAUUUCCCACCAUUACUCCUAAACCUGUAUAAAAACCAAUAGCGUGCCGUGGUUCUGGGGCCUGGUCCUUCAGUGAAGUCCUACACAGUCCCACCCAAAUUAAUCCACCUCUUAUUACCAUCAUUAUGAUGCCAUGGCUCUAGACACUAUACAUUUAGACAGAAACGCAGUAUAACCAGGCGUUGCGUCACCUUGAAAUUGACAUUUUUAUUCAGAGAAUUGCAGGGGAAGAGUACAAUACCUUUUCAUUGUGCAGCUUUGUUGCCCUGCGCGCUUGUUCUUUGAGCUGUAGACCCACUCGGGUGUCCCCAAAAGUUUUCAAAAGCACCAUUGUUUGUAAGUGCCCAGCCGUACUUUGGUGUCUCGUUGCUGCCUUGGUUAGACAACUCAGGUUUGCAAAGCCAGUGUGGCUCCAAACACCAAAUCGAUCACUUGCAAAUAAUAGGCAUUCCCAGCAGUACAGUUUGCAGUGCUUCUCGGAGCCUGUCUUUGUAGCUUCGGCUUUGUAGCGUCGGCGUCUAGAUUUCAGUUUCCUAGUUCUGAGACCUGCCCAUAUAGGACCUGCCUCUCAAUAUUGGUAAUCCAAUCAAAAGACGUGCAGGCACUACGCCUGCUAGCUGGCUCCUGUGUAACACUGGAGCCAGCCAGCAGGCGUACAAUAGCCAACUCUAAAUCUGAUUGGUUGACACUAAAUUUUAAUUUCCAUUCACUUUAAGCUACAAGCGCCCACACUGUUGAUUCUGAAGGCCUGAGGGCAGAUUUUAGACCCCUGGCAACACAUGAUGGCUGAAUAUGAUUGGAUAAAAGAUCUAACAUAAAGACCAGCCCUCCAAAUCUCAACCUGGGGCUGGAAGCAGUGCAACCAAGAGGAACGCUAUGAAAUGAAGAGUGUAACUCUUGGGGAAUAAUUGAAUACAUAUUUGUGGGAAAAUAUAUUUAAAAAAAAAUGUAUAUUCUGAUGAUGUUUAGGCCAGCAGAGAAGGCCUUGCUGGCCCUGAUGGCCCACCACUGAUAAAAACACAUUAGCAACACCUGAUCUGGUGCUGUGAUUAUGUGCAUCCCUAAAACGGCGAAAGUAAUCAGUUAGAUAUCUGGGCGCAGAACCAUAUAUACUCCUGUAAACCAAACCUAGUCUCAUCUGGGACACCCUAGUGGAUGGCAGCCAACAGGCAGCCAGUUUAGUUCCAGAAAGCAGCUCCUGCCUAUGUGAGUACAUGGACUCACCUUCAAUACUACCCUGAUCAGCUUAUACUGGGCUAUCUGGAGCUUCCCCUUCAUAAGUUUAGAUAAGCCCCCAAACCAGGAAGUACUAGCGUAGUCAAAAUGGCAUUGAAUGAGGGCAGUGGCUAGCACUUACACGGAGGCCUUAUCAAGCAGCUUGGACUUUCUAGCCAAAAACGUAGUCCUGGCAUUUACCUUCCCUAGCACUUUAUUGGCCACCCUCUCACCUCCCAAACUUCCAUCUAGAAUGCAUCCCAGGUAGCUAACAGAGGUUUUAGUAGUCACCCCCUAACUCCACUCUGAUUUCAGAAAAUCUACUCAAUUUAGGUCUGGAUCCAAAAAUAAUUGCCUCAGUUUUCCCUAAGUGCAGAGAGAGCUUAUUAUCUCCAAGCCAUUUGCUAUUGUUAGUAAGCUCUGUGCUAAGUAUGCUCUCCAACAGAGUUUUACUUUUGUAUGACUCCAGAAGUGUAGUCAUUCGCAUAAAGGAAAAUAAUAUUUCAUAACGUUAAUAUACACUAAAAACAGUAGAAGCCCAAGCACGCGCCCCUGCGGAAUGCCACAACUCAUUCAUUUUGCCUGAGACAGUGAACCAUUAACCUCUACUACUUGCUCCCUACCUGAUAAAUAGGACUUUACCCAGCCUUGCGGGAUGCUGCAUUACCCCAGUGCCUCCAUUUCGAGAUUACUGUGUCAAAAGCCUUUUGUAGGUCAAGCAGUACCAUUCCACAGAGAUUUCCUUCAAUCUCUUUCCUGAUGAAGUCAGUCAAGUAAAGUAGACAUGAAUCGGUGGAGUAUGUUUUUCUAAAACCUGACUGAAAAUCAUACAUUAGACUAUGUUGACAUAUUCAUAAAUUUGCUCAUGUACAACUCUCUCCAGGAUCUUUGAUGUUACACUGGGGAUAGAUACAGGCCUAUAAUUCCCAUAUUCAGACGUUAUGCCCUUCUUAUACAGAGGUAUACCUUUAGCUUGUUUCAUAUCCCUGGGAAAGAUGCCUUGUUCAAGAGAGAGAUUAUAUAUGCCUAAUACAAGGGCCAAUUUGCUCAACAGAAUCUCUAAGAAACCUUGCAGGAAUAUUAUCCAGGCCUGUGGCUUUGGAGCAUUUAAGCUCUGCUAGCAUACUGACUAUUUUGGCUGUUGCUACCUUUGCAAAAGAGUUUGGCUGAACCCCUAACUCUGCAUAAUAAUUCUUGACUUGGUUGUUUCCAUGCUCGCCAGCUUGCCAGUCAGGAUGGGCGUUCAACACAAGGUGCCUAGCCUAUAACACAGCACACAAUCCCAACAACACCCAAGCAAUGGCAAGAGUUCAAGGAGGGAGCUCAAAGACUAACCACCUGAGAGUGGUGACUCCUGCUUCUACCUCCUCUGGUGUCAUUGGGUCACGACGUGGGAGGCUGAGGAUUAGGACAGACACAGACAAGCCGUACACCUGCUGCACGCGUUGAAGCGGUUCGUUAGGGCAAAAUAUUUGAAAGAACACCAGACCGUUCACAACAAGGAGAGGCUCUUCAAGUGCAAACUAUGAGCUUCACCUUCUUGACUAAC